Molecule: messenger RNA, 3060 nt
Organism: Purpureocillium takamizusanense
Lineage: Eukaryota; Fungi; Ascomycota; Sordariomycetes; Hypocreales; Ophiocordycipitaceae
Exons: 2
Coding region: 1-3060 (1019 amino acids)
Source: RefSeq, a predicted model, not a curated record
AUGCCCAAGAGCCCCAGCAACGGCCUGAGGGCAUUUAGGCGCUUCACCGGCGCCAAGUCGGAUGCGCCGCCGGUCCCCCCGCUGCCACCGAUCCCGGAGUCUCUGAAGCCCGGCGUGAGCAAGGGCCUGGCCAAGCUGCUCGAGAGGCGGAAACUCCGCAUGGAGCAGAUCGACUCUGAAGCGUCGGCAGGCACCCCGAUGCCGUCUGCGAAGAAGAAUGCCACUCUGUCCGCAUCGUUCGGCCGGAGCGGCGGCCGACCGGCGCUCACAACCAAAUACUCCAACCCGGAACUACGUGUUCCAAAGUCAAGAGCAUCUCACAACACGUCUUCGUCGGGCAGUUCGGGCCGCCUCACACCGACUUCGUCCAGGAGCCCUUCCUACCCGGCGAGCCAGAACGUACACGAGCAGAUUGAGACCUACGACAGAGUCGACAAGUUCCCCGCCAGCUUUGCCCUGGCGGCCCCCCGAAUAUCACCCAUGGAGUACACCCGCACGUAUCUCCUUGAAAAGGCCGCCGCGGAGCGCGAGGGCCGCGAGUGCCAGCUCCCAGCACCAGAGCAGAACUGGCACUGGACCCCAAACUGGGAAAGCUUCCUCAUAGUUCCCUCCAUCCCGAAGAAUAUCAACCGCGAAGCAGCAGCCCAGCCGCAGGUCGCCGACCCCGAGGAGCAGGAUGGCUCGGAUGCCGAGUCCGCAACGACAGUCAAGAUGGACAACAACAACAACAAGCCUUCAUCGGCGCCUUGCCCGAGACUGUCGCUGAACCUAGGCGGCAUGACCGCCCUGUUUCCUUCGGUCAUGAACCUUGCGCGUUUGGGUAUGGAUGAUGGCCAGGACGGCCCGCUGCCUGGCAGAAGCGAAGCAAGCCCACAGAGGCCGAUGCGCAAGAGCCGCAGCUCCUCCCUCCUCCAACAUAGCGUGCUAACGCGGAUUACAGAAGAAACAUCGGACGAUGACGAGCCGGAACGCAGUCUGCUUAGGAUGCGAUCGCGCUCCACCGAGAGUCUGGCUCGCCCUGAACCCCAGGUCGGCUCACAUGGCUAUCUGGUGGGCGCGAGUACCGGACUCACAUCUGAACCGGAGCAAGAUUUGGGCUCCUACGGCCAGGCUGUGCCCUAUGACCACGCUGGGACAAUGGCUUGGCUCAACCGUGCCGAAGUGUCGUCCGUCUACUCGGCCGAAAGCGCCGACACCGCCGUCCGAGUUGGCAGUGCCGGGCCGAGCACGCCCAAGGCCGCUCAAGCACACACACCCACAUCGUCGUCGCCAACGGUGGCAUCGGACGUCCGACGACACAACGCCACACCGCUCUCGCCCUCCCACUCUGCUGUGCUACUGUCUCCGGCGUCGGCAAGGCCCGUGGUCGAGUACAGUCCCGCGUCCCUGGCGCCGUCGUGGCACGGGGUCGCAUCUCCGGCGUCUUCUAGCCCCCGAAACGUCAACAAGGGCAAGGCUUUAGCAGGCGCGGGAGAUGGGACCGAUCCAACGCAGCACGAUCCCCGCCUUCUCCUUGACAGAGCCAACUCGGAGCAGUCGGUGCCCCGGCAGAAGAAGUCGGAGCAGCCCAAGUCGGUCCUUGACGACAGCAUCGAUCGGUCUGACCGGGCCACUGCCACCUCGGAGGCCAACCUCCACCCAGCGCCGCUCAAGGUCAGGAAACAACGCUCUCCGCCGGGCAAGGAAUGGGACGCAGAGCGCUGCUCCAUCAUGUGGCAGGGCCUCUCCGACGAAAUAGGCCAGAGGCUUGCAGAGUUUAGAAAGUUUGCAGAUUCCGACACGGCCCGGGACAGUCGAGCACAGAGCGCUUCGCAGAACCCGCCCGGCGCGACGACUACGCCGACAAAGCAGCAACGUGCAGCGUCGGCGGUCGUGUCACCAUCGUCGUCCGAGUUCACUCUCGACUCGGCCUGGAUUCCAUCGUUGACGAUUCCAAGGAGCGAGAGUCAUUCUGGGUUCACGCCGAGCCGUCCCAAGUCUGACAACAACAAACGGCACUCAGUGCUGCCGGACUCGCCCACGUUACCGGCACAGGACGUGUGUGGUCACGGAUACGGGACGCCACCAGCAUCUCUCGCUAUGCGCCGGCGGCAGGAAAAAAGACAACAGUUGAUGUCGCCAAGACAACAGCCCCAGCCGGAGCAUGGAGCGCCUCGCGAGACGAACAGAAGCGUCUCAUCCCCUGCUCCUGGGGCAAAGACCGCCCGAGACAGCGGCCCGCACAGUGGCCCUCCAGCGACAGCAAAGACACUCUCCUCCAAAGACAGCAGCUUCGCUCUGAACGAGUCCAAGGUUGCAGGCUCCGUCACGAUGCUGCCACGGCUCAGGAGUUCAACGCCUGGGAGCAGCAAGUCGAGUGGCAGUCAGAUCCCCGUGCCAGUCUCCCCUGCGACCCAGUUCGCGCAGUCGCCUGUCCAUCUGAUCAAGCGCAGGCCAGCUGCGCUCACUGCCAUGACACCGCUCGCCUUCCAGCGAUUUGAUACCGCCGCCCGUCUCGCCACAGUAGCGGAGAAGUCCACUGGCAGAAGAACAUCAUCUUCCUCGGCUGAGAAGGAGACUCGCACACUCCGAGGUCCCUCGUCACUCAGCAACCUCCUGCGCAAGUAUAGUCGCUCGAGGGUAAAUGACAAUGAGGCGGAUGGCAGCUAUGCCGCGCUUCAGGGGCAGUCGGGCAGGGGUGCCGGACUAAGAGCAGCAUCUGGUGUGCUCAGAGCAGAUGAGCAGCCACGGCGUCUUCGAAAGACUUCAAGCGAGGGACGCGCUCUCAAAGAGAAGAAGGAGCAGAUCAACGAGCCUCAAGAUGGGCUCAUGACGAGCUCCGAGAGGCUGAUGGGCCUCCAAAGCUUCAUCGACAGACAGUCACCGUCCAGGCUACCCUCGCCAUCGCCAGCCGCCGCCAUGUCGUCGGCCGACAACGAGCUGAAGCACCCCGCCGAGUCGCAAGCCUCGAGAGCCAAGCAGUCUCUUGGCCGCCACGUCGAUUCCAGGCCCAGCCGAAAACUUCAAAAGCCGAGCAAAGAGAAUCUGCGGCUCGCUCGCGUGUCUAGCGGACGACUGUAG